Folsomia candida is the source of this 1020-nucleotide messenger RNA. RefSeq lists its product as uncharacterized. Gene Ontology annotation, cellular component: membrane. NCBI's taxonomy places the organism in Eukaryota, Metazoa, Arthropoda, Collembola, Entomobryomorpha, Isotomidae. The coding region runs from base 388 to 831 and encodes 147 amino acids. The transcript is spliced from 3 exons. The record is from RefSeq and is a predicted model, not a curated record.
UACGCUGAGGCAAAACUUUCCCAUCUGACUUUUAUUUGGAUUUAAUUCAUUCUACAACAACAUCGUAUUUUAUGGUGGAACAAGAAUUUCUCAAUAUUUAAAAGAAAUUCAAUUUUAAAUACUUACUUUAAAUACUUUAAAACAGCAUAACUCUCCACACUUAAUAAACUUUACAUACAUACUUUUCAUCGACAACAAACGAGUAAAUAUAUAGAAAGGGAACAUUUUAUUUUAAAUUGAUGAGAGAGUAUACAUAGAUAAACCGAACAAAGAAGAAUUUCUGUACCCCUCCUCUGCAAACAACAUUAACUCUAAAGGAAAAUUGAAGUCCCCGAUUUCGCCACAAAGUACUUAAUUUCUGACGAGAAGAGACUGACAUUGGACGUGAUGCCCGACGAUUCGCUUAAUCUUUUCGAAAUAGGCAACAUGUUCCAUGGGGACGAAUUGGACGCCUUACGCCCCUACUUGGACCGCUUGCUCUCUCCGAUCGAAAACGCUUCACCAUCCACAAGCCAAGACGACCAGGCAAAAAAUUAUAACGGACAAAUUGCCACAAUUUCCAGCGGGGCAAUAUUGAAUGCGGCCGCAAAAGCGACACUGACCACUGUAGGAUUUAAAAGCACUGGAAUCGCGGCAACGUCGAUUGCUUCAGGGUGGCAGUCCUGGGUUGGAGUGGGAUCGGUAUUUUCAUACCUCCAGUCAGCAGGGACUCUCGGAUGGUUCAGUUUGGGGCCAGGUAGCCUUGUAGGAGGAGUUCUGGGAGUUGUUGGGGUCGGGAAUUGGUGGUGGAACAGAAAUAAUGACAAGGAACCAGCACCUAAAGAUAAUUAAAAUCAUAAUUGUAAAUUUUAAAAGUUACUUGGAGUAAUUCAAGAAUGAUCCUCUGGAGACGUUUUGUAAAUACUUAAUAUGUAUCAGCUUGAAAGAAAAUGUUUGAAAGACGCAGUUUUCAUGGUCUAAAGUUAAAAAAAUCACUGUUGAGCUGAUGUAAUAAAGGAGAAGCUACGUAUUUAAUAUCAA